Penicillium canescens is the source of this 1383-nucleotide messenger RNA. RefSeq lists its product as uncharacterized. The record is from RefSeq and is a predicted model, not a curated record. Bases 1 to 1383 code for a protein of 460 amino acids. The transcript has a single exon. NCBI's taxonomy places the organism in Eukaryota, Fungi, Ascomycota, Eurotiomycetes, Eurotiales, Aspergillaceae.
AUGUCAUCUCUUCCUACCUUCGAGCCGUAUGUGCUCACCCCUUUUGAUCACUCUACCGCCCCUGUCCAUUUUUCUGGCUUUUUCACUUUCACUCCCGAUGAUCUUCCCAAAUCUAUCUCUGUCUUAGAGGCCGGGGUCUCUCGGCUGGUCACCCUCCUUCCGUUUUUAUCCGGAAAUAUCACCCUCUCCGACAAGUUGCAGGGCAAGGAAAAUGUGUUCGAGGUUCAGCCUCCAACGGCAGAGUUUUUAGAAGACUAUCCGAUGCUGAAGAUAAGACACCAUGAACAGUCCAUCUGCGCCGCCAAAGACAGCUUAUUGAGUGAGGCCUUUCUUCCGAUUGCCUUUGAACAAGCAGCGGAGGAUUUGAGCCCCAUCUUUCGAUUUCAAGCCAAUGUCAUGGUCGACGGAGUCUUUCUCUGCUUCACCUUCAAUCACAUGGCAGUGGACGGUGUGGGCGUAUGGAACGUCGCAAAGUCCCUUGCAGUAUGCUGCAGAGAUCCAGGCGCACCGCCCAACCUUCUCGAAACCGAUGUUUUGCAAGAAGCCCAAUGCCGACGAGCAAUUUUUGAGGCUGCGUCUUCUCGCAACACAAAGGCACUGUCUUUGAAAGAUUGGUUUCCCGCACCAGGCAUAGAUUCCCAGGACCCAGUUUCUGCAAGGCUUGUCCUAGACGCGGAGAAGGUUGCAAAGCUAAGAAACUCAUGUUCUGCCACUCUACGCAUCAAGUUUUCAAGCAACACUAUUGUUAUGGCUGUUUUGUGGUUUUGCUUCAUUCGCGCGCGCUUUGGCCUAAGAAGUACACAAGAAGAGCAAAGUGUAGACGAGUCUUGUCUAGUGGUCGUAUCUGACACCCGCUCUAAGCUACAGCCAAAUAUACCUAUGUCGUAUAUAGGCAAUGUGGUGGUUACUACGGAAGCAUAUAUCCGUAUCGAACCGAUCAUCUCUGCCAUGACUCUUUCUAGUUACGACUCUCGCAGCUCAGGUACUGUUGGGUUGUCCGAUGUCUCCCUUCUUGCAAAUCUCGCAGAAUCGAUCCACAAGGCCAUACAGUGUGUCACCAAUGACUACGUUCGCGACUUGCUCUCAGAUUUUGUCGGAAGAGAGGACUGGACUUCGACCCCUCGUCUGGGCGACAUCUUCGUCAGCACCUUCCGGCCAGUGAAUUUUUAUGAGCUUGAUUUUGGCACGUGCCUUGGAGCGUUGAAAGACAUUGAUAUACCAGAAAACCGAUUUUCUGGAUCUAGCUGGAUAUUGCCAGCCCCCGGAAAAGGCUGUCCGGGAGCAUGGGAAGUGAGACUCACGUUGGAGCCCAUGGUCAUGGAUAGGGUACAGAAUGAUGACCUGAUGAAAUGGCUAAGACCGGAUUAUGUAUCAAAGCUGUGA